AUGGCCGGCGUCCUGCUCUCGGCCGCCGUUGCCUGCGUGCUCCUCGCCGGCGCCGUGUCCGCGUCGUCGUCGCCGCGGGUGUUCACCGUCGGCGGCGUGGAGAGGGGCUGGAGGCAGCCGGCGCCCGGCGAGGAGACCUACAACCACUGGGCCACCAAGAACCGCUUCCACGUCGGCGAUUUCCUCCAUUUCAGGUACGACGGCAACGACUCGGUGCUGGUGGUGACGCGGGACGACUACAAGCGCUGCGGCACGGACAGGCCGGUGCUCCGGCUGGAGGGCGGCGAGGCCAGGUUCCGGCUCGAGCGGAGCGGCUUCCUCUACUUCAUCAGCGGCGCGCCGGGCCACUGCGACGCCGGACAGAGGUUCACCUUGCGCGUGAUGGCGGAGAGGGACAACGGCGGCGGCGGCGCCCCACCGACGGAGGCCCCCGCCAUGCCUCCCGGCGGGCCCUUCAACUCCACGCCGGGGUCCGGGUCAGGAGGAUCGGCGCGCAUGCCGCCGCGCGGGAACGCGGGCGACGGGAAGACCAGCGGCGCCGCGCGCGCGGCGCCCUUGGGUGGCUAUCACGCCGUCGGCGCCGCUCUGGGAGUGGGAGUGGGUGCCGCCGUGCUGGUCUUUGCAUGAGACGGUCGUUGCGUUGCAUGCGUUGUGCGUGUGCAAGCUGCUGCUGCUGCUGCUAGUCUUCGUAGACAGUCUAGAAUCAUUUGCUUAACUCGUUUGUUCUAUAGAUUCGUCGUGCUAUAACUAUAAGUGGUAUAGCUGCCUCGUAGUGUAACUUGAUCGACGUGUCGUGCUAAUUACUCUAGCUUUUUUAUGAGUCCCUUCAUUCCAAAUUUAUUGAGAUUGAUA
Molecule: messenger RNA, 852 nt
Organism: Hordeum vulgare subsp. vulgare (domesticated barley)
Lineage: Eukaryota; Viridiplantae; Streptophyta; Magnoliopsida; Poales; Poaceae
Product: early nodulin-like protein 1
Exons: 2
Coding region: 1-627 (208 amino acids)
Cellular component (GO): plasma membrane
Molecular function (GO): electron transfer activity
Source: RefSeq, a predicted model, not a curated record